Messenger RNA from Aspergillus alliaceus, 1616 nucleotides. RefSeq names its product sulfurtransferase. The transcript is spliced from 2 exons. Gene Ontology annotation, cellular component: mitochondrion. The coding region runs from base 208 to 1242 and encodes 344 amino acids. Gene Ontology annotation, molecular function: thiosulfate-cyanide sulfurtransferase activity. Gene Ontology annotation, biological process: transsulfuration. NCBI's taxonomy places the organism in Eukaryota, Fungi, Ascomycota, Eurotiomycetes, Eurotiales, Aspergillaceae. The record is from RefSeq and is a predicted model, not a curated record.
CUCACGGCACACUUUGCAUCCGCUCCCAUUAGUCCCGAUUUAUUUAUUUAUUAAGAUUUAAUCUCGUACCUUCUUCAAUUCUUAUCGUCUCCAGAUCAGAUGACACCAUCCGACAACGACAUUGCCAAUUCGGUAUGUAAAGACUGAUCUCCUCUUUUACUUCGCUUUAUAUUUCCCCCUCCCCCAGUAAUUCCCCGCACCGUGGUCAUGGCUUUCGCAACCCUUCGUCACUCGAUCCCUUCACCAACCCGUCUGCUUCGUCCGACCAUGUCGGCUCCUUCCCAAGGGCGACUCCAUUCCCAAUGCCGCCAAAUUUCCUUCUCCUCAUAUCUGGUCUCUCCCAAGGAGCUUCAGGAGGCCCUCAAGAAGAACCCAUCCACCAAAAUCUCGACUGCACCGCGCGUCAUUCCCCUAUGCGCGGCAUGGUUUAUGCCCAAUGACCCGGAGGGCCGUAAAGGGAUUGAUAUUUUCCGGAAACAUCGCAUACCUCAGGCUCGGUUCUUUGACUUGGAUAAGAUCAAAGAUGCGGAUUCUCCUUACCCCCACAUGCUUCCCACUGCUGAGACGUUCGCCGAUGCGAUGGGCGAGCUUGGCAUCAGGCGUGAUGACGAGGUGGUAGUUUACGACACCGAAGAGCUCGGAAUCUUCAGCGCCCCUCGUGUCGGCUGGACUCUCAGAGUAUUUGGACACCCUCGAGUUCAUAUUCUGAACAAUUACCGAUUGUGGGUGCGCGAAGGAUACCCGACGGAGACCGGAGAGCCCCAGCAGGUGGAGCGGACCAGCUACCCGGUCCCAAAUUACGAUUCUAAGUUGGUUAUCCCUUACCUGGAGCUGAAGGAGAUCGCCAAGGAGCAUAGGAAAGAAGGUGCCAAAGAAGUUGAGAUUCUGGAUGCCCGAUCCUACGGGCGCUGGGCGGGCACGGAUCCCGAACCGCGCCCGGGACUGUCCUCAGGACAUAUCCCUGGUUCCAAGAGUUUCCCUUUCCAAAAUUUACUGGAUCCUGAGACGAAGACGUAUCUCCCGAAGUCUGAACUACGGAAAAUCUUCGAAGAACAGGAAAUUGACGACUCUAAAUCGAUCAUCAGCACCUGCGGUACAGGUGUGACGGCUACCAUUAUCGAGACUGCCUUGGGCGAAGCAGAGUACGGAGAUGCUAACCUUCGGAGGGUAUACGAUGGCAGCUGGACGGAAUGGGCGCAGCGUGUCAAACCCGCUGAUGGCCUGAUCAAGAAAGUGAAAUAGGACGGGGUCAUGAGGUACUAUGCGAAUUUCCCAUCGAGAUGGCUCUUGAUGCUUGUAUGACAUAGCGUUCGUUCUUUGCUUCUCCGGAGGACUUUUGUGUUACAUUUCAAUUGUCCUAUAGAUUGUAACACUGGUGAAUAUCCUAUAGAAUUGUUAUCCUUAGAGUAGGAUUAUGAAAUUGAACGGAAAAUCUCUUCUCAUCCUCUGGAUCUGUUUCCUCUAUGAGAUUGGCUCGAACCAUUGAUGUAGAAACGUGUUGAACCUCGCCUCGUAGAUUUAGAAUGAUGACUGUUCCGCUUAGUCAGUCGGGCAGGUUACUCCCACGGCAUCACAGUUGAUCCGCUGCCUCUUCAAUACGUUCAUUCUUCCUUUAU